AUGGCCACCGAACAGCAUCAAGAGAAUACAGAGAAAGUUGCAGACAAGGGAGGAGGAGGAAGAGGAACAGACGGAAUAAAAGAAGGCCAAUCUACAAGGCAGAAAGAAUCCACCCCCAUUUUUUCUCCUCCUUCAGCUUCUUCCUCUCCUUCUCAUGAAUUCUCCUUCACAAUCUCUCUCCAUCCCUCGUCAACAGUACUUGCAGAUAAAACCAAAUCCACACCUUCGUUCGCAAUCGACCUGUCUCCAGCCGACGACAUUUUCUUCCACGGACACCUCCUGCCUCUCCACCUUCUGUCUCACUUUCCCAUCUCUCCCCGCUCCUCCACCAAUUCCGCAGACGGUUACAAUCCUCCCAUCAGAGAUUUGUCAGAAGAUGGAAAAUCCAACAACAGCAUCAACAGCAAAAGCAGCAAUAAUGACAUCAAUGGCCAUAACACUGUCAAUAAGAGCAACAGCAAUGACAACAACAACAACAAGAGCCAUGGUGGUACUAGUGUGCCAAAAGUGAGAAGCAAGCCCAAGUCUUUCUCCUUGUUUGGACUCGCUAAAUGGCGAAAAGGGUGUGAGGUUGGAGAAAAGGAGGAUAAAGACGAGGAGAAGAAGAGGAAGCUGAGAUUUGAAGUGAGCCAUAUGUUAAAGAGGUACGUAAGAAUGGUUCGACCACUCUUGUUCUUCAGAGGAGGAGGGAGGGAUAACCGCCAAGUGUGUGGGCAGGCUUACUCGUUUUCAGGUAAUUUAACUUCGAGAGGGAAGCCGGAGUGGCGAGGAAGAAGAGAAUUCUCAGCACCGGCGUCAAUGUGGACGUCUCCAACCAACAGCGGCCAUCUUGUUGCUAAACCAACUUUUUAUUCUUCCACAAGCGAUAGCACCAUGGAAGAGCUGCAGAAUGCAAUCCAAGCUGCAAUUACCCACUGCAAGAAUUCCAUUGCGGUGAAGGAGGAGAAAAUCAAAUGUUGA
This is a messenger RNA of Nelumbo nucifera (sacred lotus), 960 nucleotides long. Its product is annotated as BRI1 kinase inhibitor 1-like. The record is from RefSeq and is a predicted model, not a curated record. Gene Ontology annotation, cellular component: plasma membrane. Lineage: Eukaryota; Viridiplantae; Streptophyta; Magnoliopsida; Proteales; Nelumbonaceae. Gene Ontology annotation, molecular function: kinase inhibitor activity.